Cottoperca gobio is the source of this 3763-nucleotide messenger RNA. It is a transcript of the gene hpxb, whose product is annotated as hemopexin b. The transcript is spliced from 5 exons. The coding region runs from base 551 to 3142 and encodes 863 amino acids. The record is from RefSeq and is a predicted model, not a curated record. Gene Ontology annotation, biological process: intracellular iron ion homeostasis; protein polyubiquitination; proteasome-mediated ubiquitin-dependent protein catabolic process. NCBI's taxonomy places the organism in Eukaryota, Metazoa, Chordata, Actinopteri, Perciformes, Bovichtidae. Gene Ontology annotation, molecular function: ubiquitin protein ligase activity; heme transmembrane transporter activity; protein binding.
CAGAGCCCUGGCGGCAGUAAUUACAUAGCUUAGUCUGUGUUUAGGUGCUCAUCUUUGUUCUGUAGGUUGAAUGACCAAAAGAAAAGUGGUUUGGGUUAUGUAAUAGGUGCAGUGAGUUGGCUUUCCUUCUACCUACCAACCUACCUACCAACCUAUGUGCAUCCUGCUGAACCAUAAUUGGAAUCCAUGAGGGAAAACACCUUGACUGGCUCAGAUCUUGUCUUGUUUUCGGGGAUGUGAUGCCGUGAGCAGCCUGAUGACAGAAGAUGCAUCGAGAAACUUUACUUUCCAAAGCUUCCACCCUGCACAGAUUUUAAAUGAGAGAAAUUACACAAACCAACAUAUGAAGAAUGCAAUGAACAGAAAGAGGGAGGGGAGCGAGGUGAGAUGGGGGAUUGACAGAGAGAGGUGGAGGCAGGAAGAACUGGAGGCUGCAGGACAGAGAGAGCAGCGGAGGAAGAAGCACACACCUGGAGUUCAGGAACAUACUUAAAAAGUAGUGAAAAGUGAAACCCAUUUGACAAGUGACUGUUCAAAUCUACCAUUCACAAUGUUAUUGCGGUCUCAUUCAGAGAGAAGAGCCCUCCUUGGGUUCUCAGCCCUGCUGACACACAGUACUCCACAGCAGAGAGACGUGAACUCCCCACAUCCCCUAUCCGUCACCCCACAGGAGUUCAUAUUUAAGCCAAUAUCUCUUACUUCACCACCUCCCUGGGUGACUCAGGCCCUUUCCAACCUGGAGCAAGGAGAACAAGAACUGCAGAGCCUCAGGGAGCGACAGCAGGCCGAAGUGGAGGAGGUGAACCGUGAGUUGGACAAUGCUGCGAUUGAAGCUCACAGAGAGGAGCGUCGUCUUCUUGAAAAGGUUGAGAAGGACCACAGAGAAGCCCAGCGGCACCUUAGUCAGGUGAAGAGGGAGAAUGCUGCAGCAGUACGAGUUGUGCAGUCACUUGUUGACCAGCAACUUAGGAAAAUUGGACAACUGAAGGAACAGAUACAAAGAUGGGGCAGUACCGCUGGUGGAUCCAACAAAAAUCAGCUCCAAAGAGGAGUGGCAGAGGUCACCCAACCUUGGGAGAUCUCUCUAACAAUGAAAAGGGUCAGUUUCUUACCAAGCCCUGAGUCCAAGACCUUAAGUUUAGGGGAAGUUGAUGUUCGAGAGCAAGGUAUGACCUACCCAAUUAGUGUCUGUGGCAUCCAAGGACAAAAGUGUGCCUUGCACUCAGGGGAUACAGCAUUUUCAAACAUUACCCCUGUUGAAAUUCGAAAGGAACAACAGCCAAACAGAGCUGGGCAAAGGAACAGUCCAGAUGAGAGCAAUAAGGCAAACAGUGGAAUCACGCGUGUUGUCAGGAAACUACGUCUGUCAAGCUCUACAGAGAAUGAGGACGAUCUCAAAUCACCCACCUUAAAGUCCCCCAUAUCAAGACGUCGUGGUGCAUCUGAGUCAUCCCAAGAUGAGGAAGUAGAGUCUGUGUGUUCAGACACACAGGGGCAAGACCUUUUCCUUGCUAUCCCACCGGUCUCCAGUCAAGGAGAAUCUGAAGGGGAUGAAUCUGAUGGCAGACAAAAUGGAUCCAAAAGGUGUUUCACAUUGAAGGGUAAGAGGAAGCAAAAGGCCCUUGUCUUGGUCUCGUGCGAAGAACCAUCCUGCCCUCCUGAAGAAACUGAUGCAAAAAGCAGUUAUGUGGCUAUAUCUCCAAAGACUAGGCGCAAAGGUUCACUCUCAAGGUACAGUCUUGUAGAUCAUCCACUUUCUCAACACACCCUACCCAAGAAGAAAACCUCAAAUCAAUCUUCAAUGGAUAGUGGAAGCCCUCCAUCCCCAGUGGACAGUGAGGAUUCCUGUUAUACCUAUACUGUGAAUACUCCACUAAGGGGAUCCCUCAAGCAAGAGCACUGUCGCUCAAUGUCUACCACUGACCUCUCAGGUAAACUUCGACCUUUGAUUCACGGUGACAAACGUGAGCGUGGAGGAAUCCGGAAGGUCAACAGAAUGUGCCUUGCCUCUCAACCUUCAACUCUUGAACAAGGUGAAAGAAAUAUCACAGAAUCUGACAGGAAUACCAUGAGUUUUGAAGAACGACAAUCAAGAUCUCAGACUCCUGUUAAACAGGGUUCAAGUUUAAACCGGGUGAGCAGAUCUCUUUCCAUGUCAGCCAUUGAAGGAGACAAAUUACACCUAGGCAAGGAAUCACAACAAUACAACAAGGAUAAGAAAGAGAGAGUUGUGCCAGCUUUGGGGGAACUGGAGGAAGAGGGGGGUUCAACUGCGCUCGACUCAGCUUAUUUAGUCAAACAGUUUGGAAAACAAGGAUCAGGUCGCACUGACUUCAACCUACCAAGCGGCGUCCAUGCAACUGUCAAAGGGCAACUAUUUGUGGUCGAUUGUGGAAACGCCCGCAUUCAGGUGACUGAUCUCCAGAAAAAUGUUGUACAGCAAGUGUCUCCUUCAGGAUCAGAAAGGUCUUCCCGCAUAUGCAACUACUUUGACGUGGCUGUGAACUCGAAGGGCCUGAUUGCCCUGACCUGUGCUGCUGAACGAGCUGUGUUGGUGUUCAGCCGUCAUGGACGCCUCCUGCAAACGUUUGGAGGCACAUUGAUUGGUUCCACUAAUGAAGAGCUUGAUGCUCCCAGAGGGGUGACUGUUACUCGUCAAGAUGAGUUCUUGGUUGCUGACCUCAAGCGUGGCAUUCUUACUUCCCUUAAACUGGAUCCCAAAACCGGGGCCAGAUUGGAGCGCACGGUGGUGACCGGGUUUCACAGACCCUACCUAGUGGCAGCCUGUCUCACAACUGGGCUCAUGGCAGUAUCUGAACGAGGAAAUGAGACUGGACGUGUCCCAUGUAUCCGGGUUCUGGAGCCUGGCUGGAACACUAUCCGAAUCCUAGGGGUGUGCUCUGGAUUGGGGCCUGUUCUGACCUGCCCUUGGGGUCUCUGUAUUGACAACGAUGGGGAUGUCCUGGUGGCAGACUGGGGAAAGCAGCACCACCGUGUUCUUUUCUACCCAUCCAAAGGUGUUGGUUGGCCUCUGGUGAAUGAAAGCCUGAGUAGCCCAAGGGGCCUGGGGCUGCUUCCUGAUGGCCAUAUGGUUGUGUCAGACAGCAUGAAUCAUUGCAUCAAGAUCUACCACUACAAGUGAACUGCAGAAGAUGACAAACACAGAGAUAGAAACAAAUAUGGAUAGAGUUAAGACUAAUUGAUGUGAUAGGAUGGGAAGGCUAAAUCUGUAAUAACAAGCAAUACAUAUACGUACAUAUAUAAUAUCCUUGGGAAUUUAUCAUGUGUGUCUUUGAGUUAUUGACAGCCUCUACCUCCUACCUACUUUAAUUUGUAAAGUGUUUGAUGAGAUGUCAAUUGGUGAUGGUAAUUUGAUAAUCAGUAGAUGCAAGAACAUUGUAACAGAUUAGUUCAUAUUAUUUACAUAGUAGUGAAAGUACUUUUAAUUUAUCCUUGAGUGUUUCUAAUGGGUUUAUAAUUGAUUAAUAAUCUACAGUAAAGCAGAGUAGACCAUAAUGCUGUGUGCCUGGAUGAUAUUCAAUGACUUGUUGUGAAUUAUACCUAUAUUGCAAAACAUUUUAUUAUCAAUAAUCAAGACACAUUUGAGAACUUAGUGUAACCUAUCAGUGUAAUCAGCAUAUCAAACAGUUUAGUUGCCUUAAUAAGGAGCAUAAGGAUUUUUGUCCUGUCAAUAUUUCUGACAAAAUAAUUAAACUUUGGUUCAAACCUAACUGUGUAUGAUUAUGUUGUUAGUGGGGCUAUU